Messenger RNA from Bactrocera oleae (olive fruit fly), 14367 nucleotides. The record is from RefSeq and is a predicted model, not a curated record. Lineage: Eukaryota; Metazoa; Arthropoda; Insecta; Diptera; Tephritidae.
UUUUGAUAUAUUCGUGUAUUUCGGGGUAAUGCAUUUGAAUGAAUAUUUUAAUAAAAUACAUUAGUUUAAAGGGCGAAAAAGUGUUAAAAAUGUUAUUGAAUGGUGCAGAAACAAACGGAGUGAAAAAUUUGUAUCGAAAUGUUAUUAGUUUGAGUAAAAAGUGUGUUUAAAGAAAAGGACCGUAUCGCAAAGUGAAAAAUUUUCAGACGACUACACAAAAAUUUGUUCGUGUCCCGAAAGCCAAGCGUUUCUUCGGUCUCGUGUAUUCCACUCAUAAAGGAAAAAAGAAAAUCGAAAAUUUCCAACUUUCCCCGUGAAAAACUGUGAAAAUUUCAAAGACUUUAGCAGCGUAGUGAUUAUAGAAAAUUGAGAAACCAAUUAAUGGACUGGGAUUGUUGUAAGUGAGCCAAAUAUAGCAGUGUAUUUGAGUUGGUUUUGAAAAACUUAACAGUUUAUGUGAAAGUGAUUACGACAAAUGGAUAUGAAUAGUUUUGCAAUCGUUUUUAAACAAUUCAUACUCCCAUAGUUUAAACAUGCAUAGAUAAGCAGGUGCAGUUAGACACAAGGUUUGCUUGCCAUUAAAUACAUCAUCCAUUUGCUGGAUUAUUAAAAAGAAUCGUCUGCGCAAACAUUAAUUGCCGAACAGCCUCCGGGUGGAGUCCUCGUCAUCAUUUUGAUAUCGCUUGGAGCAUAGAACUUGGAAGCGGGGCUUACACUACCCUCGUUCCACAUUAAUUGCAAAAUUAAGUAUAGAAUAAAAGUAGUAGUUGGUGCCGACAUUACGCACUAAUAAAAGUCAUCGACGAAUGCAUGGUUUAAGGAAUUGAAAAGUGAAAAAGGAGCAGACGAAAUAAAUACAAGGCACAGAUAUAAUAAGCAAAAGAAAAGAAACUCGUUGUGUUUUCUUUUUAAUACAACGUUCGCAGUACCAUCGCUUGGCAGAAGUGAAGCAAUCAUCGACGGUGGUCAUCGUAGCUGUAUGGUAAUUGUUAUUGCAAUCAUCACUGUGUACUUAUUUAUGUCUCCCUCACACCUAUUGGUGAGUAAUGGUAUAAAAAAGCCGACUACGAGUAGGAUACAUAGAAAGUGAGUAGAGGGAACAACGAAAAACAAAACAAAGUACGCAAAGAACAGAAACAGCAGAUAUUAAAGUCAAAAACGACGAAUAAUAGGAAGUAGCAGAUUGUGAAAAGUAAAGUAAGACAAAGCAAAGUAAAAUAGAGCUGUUGUCUUAUUCGAAAUGUUUAUGUAUGAAUUGGUGAUAAUUGCUGGUGAAAAAUCAUGAGUGUAUCGUGAAUACAACUGAACGAAGAAGCGACAAAGUAGAAGGGAAAAGCCGUAUACAGAUUGUUGGUGAUUAUUCGAACAGUUUUUGUUACACAUCUUUUUAGCACAAACAUCGUAGAACAGCAUUGCACUGUGAACUCUACACGUUCGGAAAUUUUGCUGGAUUAAGGAAUAUUAAUUUGACAGUGUUUUCUACUUCAAUAUUUGGGCAUAUAUAUUUUUAUGCGCGACGUUGCAGUGAUGAUAUAAAUGCAUAAUUCAGCAGUGCAGUUGCAGCGGCCGUUGAAGGAAACAAGAAGCCUCUUACAACAGCAACUGCAAAAAUUAUAUACACCUGGGAUUGAGUCAAACAAGUAAUGAAUGAGAAAAUAAAAUCACCCUCUGGGCAGGGUGGUGCAGCUGGCGGUGGAGGGGUAGGGCCACCAAGCGGACCCAGUGUUCCAGUUGGAUCUGGUAGUACUGGUGGUAGCGGAAAUGGUGGCCCUGGUGGUCCAGGUCCACUUAAUUCAGUCAUAGGAGGUGGACCGCCCAGUGGAGGUCCACCAGCACCUAAUAACGGUAGUGAUCCACAACAACAUACAAUUCCGCAUUCAUAUGGACAACCUGGUAGUGAUCCAGCUGCGGCAAUAUCACAUUAUCAUAUGCAUCAACAGCAGCAUCCACAACAACACUUGUCUCACCAGCAGGGUGGCCCCGGAGGCCCUGGCGGCCCACAAAAUCCUGGUGAGCAUCCACAAAAAGAUGAAUACGGGCAAGGUCCUUUGGGUGGACCGCCACAACCACCUACAGGUGGGCAUCAUCCAGUUUACGGACGUUAUCAUCAUCCCGAUCCAAAUAUUGAUCCAUACCGCUAUGGGCAUUCGCCUAUGCAACAGCCGCCUCCUAGUGGCAAACCACAACAACAACCAGGACCACCGUCUGGACCGGGUGGUGGUAUAGCCUCACCGAGUCGACCACCACAGCAACGAUAUAUUCCCGGGCAGCCACCGCAAGGUCCGACCCCCACAUUAAAUUCUUUACUACAAUCGUCGCAUCCACCGCCGCCGCCACAACAUCGUUACGCAAAUAGUUAUGAUCCACAACAACAGCAGCAACAAGUUCCGCAACAGCAACAACAAGGCGGACCACAUGGACCACCGCCUCCACCACAUCAACCAUAUGGAGCGCAGCAAGGAUGGGCGCCACCACCACGUCCAUAUAGCCCACAAUUAGGACCGUCGCAGGCUUAUCGAACGCCACCACCGACAAAUACUUCCAGAGGUCAAUCACCUUAUCCGCCAACACAUGGUCAAAAUUCAGGUUCCUAUCCAAGUUCACCCCAACAACAGCCGGGCGGUCCACCACCGCCACCUCCGCAAUCAUCAAAUCAAGGAACGGCGGCUGCACAAUACUCACCGUAUCCACAGCGGUAUCCUACACCGCCUGGACCGGCGACAGGUCCUAAUCAUCGAACUGCCUACUCACAGCAUCAGUAUCCUGAACCGAAUCGACCUUGGCCCGGUGGUACAUCGCCGGCACCUAGUCCUGGGCCUAGUGGCCAUCCUCAUCCCCCAGCAUCACCGCAUCAAUCACAGCAUGGCGGCCCACCGCCCAGCAGUAGUCCUGGGCAUGCACCGAGUCCUUCGCCGCAGCCAUCACAGGCGUCACCAUCACCACAUCAGGAAUUGAUCGGCCAGAAUAGCAACGAUAGUUCGAGUGGCGGCGGUCACAGCGGCAUGGGUUCGGGGCCCCCGGGCACACCAAAUUCACAGCAAGUAAUGCGUCCCACACCUUCACCAACAGGCUCAUCAGGUUCGCGUUCCAUGUCACCAGCAGUGGCACAAAAUCAUCCAAUUUCACGACCUUCUAGUAAUCAAUCGAGUAGUGGUCCUAUGCAACAGCCUGGCGCUUCUGGACCUCCACCACCCCCGCCCCAUAUCCAAGCGACGCAAGGUGGCGGUGGUCCACAGCAACAACAACAACAGCAGCAGCAAAUGCCUGCACAAUCGCAAUCUCAGCAACAACCUAUCGGUGGUCCUGGUGGUGUGCACAACUCACCAGCUGGCGUUGGUGGCUCACAACAACAAGUUGGUGGUCUACCGCCAGGUGGUCCUGGCGCCCCUACAGGUCCACAACAACAACAACUUCCACCGAAUCAAAGCUUAAAUAGUAUGUCAACACCACCUCCACAAGGGGCGGGUGGUGGUGUGGGCGGUUAUCCACCACAGCCACAUAUGCAUGGUGUCUAUAAAAUGGGUGGACCAGGGCAGAGUCCGGGUCCAGGACCGCAAGGUUUGCCGACUGGCUACCCGCCUCCACAACAGUCGCAGCAAUAUUCUCAAGGAUCUUACCCGCCUCGCCCGCAAUACACACCCAGCGGUUACGCGCCCUCUCAACCGCCUACAAAUCAACCAACCUCCGCCAAUAGUAUGCCCCCGGGUGGCGGUCCUCAAUAUCCCGGUCGACCAAUGCCAAAUCAUACUGGUUCCGGUGGUCCACAUGCGCAGUAUCCACCCUAUCAAAAUUGGGUUCCACCAUCACCACAAGGUGGACCCGGAGGUGGCGGCGCACCAGGCGGUGCCAGUGCUGCGGGUAUGGGCAAUCAUGUACAAGGCAAAGGAACACCUCCACCCGGCGGCCCACCACAGCCACCUGGAGGUGGCUCACCGCGCCCACUCAACUAUUUGAAACAGCAUUUACAACAUAAGGGCGGCUAUGGCAGCGGUCCAGCGCCGCAGCAGGGCUAUGGUAAUGGGCCAGGCAUGCAUCCGGGUAUGCCAAUGGGACCACCCCAUCACAUGGGACCACCACACGGACCUACAAACAUGGGUCCACCAACUAGUACCCCGCCACAAUCGAUGGGUGGAGUUGGUCCUAUCGGUAGUAUGGUGGCUGUGAGUGGUAAUGUUGGUAGCGGUGUUGUGUUGUCCGGUGACGGCGAACACAUUUCACAAGAUAACGGCAUUAGUUCGUCGGGUUCAUCCACAGCAUCGGGACCACAUCCGGUCACUUCAGUGGUGACAACUGGGCCAGAUGGCACACCUAUAGACGAAGUUAGCCAACAAAGUACGCUAUCAAAUGCAUCAGCAGCUUCUGGUGAAGAUCCACAAUGCACAACACCAAAAUCUCGUAAAAACGAUCCAUAUAGCCAAAGCCAUUUAGCGCCACCAAGCACAUCGCCGGUUGGUCAUCCCGGACAUCCAGUUGGACCCAGUGAAGAAUAUGAAAUGAAUUCACCACCAAAUUGGACGCGACCAGCAGUAAGUCCUCAAGUUUUUAAUAGCCAUGGACCGCCACAAGAGACUUUUCGUACAUCGUCUACGAAAAAAUCCGAUAGCCUGUGCAAACUAUACGAAAUGGAUGAUAAUCCGGAAAGACGAAGUUGGCUUGAUAAGCUUCGAGCGUUCAUGGAAGAGCGGCGCACACCUAUCACCGCCUGUCCAACAAUAUCGAAACAACCGCUCGAUUUAUAUAGGUUAUAUAUUUAUGUAAAAGAACGUGGAGGAUUCGUCGAGGUAUGCAAGGUUACGAAAAGCAAAACAUGGAAAGAUAUUGCCGGUUUAUUGGGCAUAGGUGCCAGCAGUAGUGCUGCUUACACCCUACGCAAACACUAUACAAAGAAUUUGUUGACCUUCGAGUGUCACUUCGAUCGGGGCGACAUAGACCCGUUGCCCAUCAUUCAGCAAGUGGAAGCCGGCACAAAAAAGAAAUCAACCAAAGCCGCUUCUGUACCAUCGCCAGGCGGUGCAAUUGCGCUGGAAAAUACAAAUACAUCAACAAUGUCAGCAGGCUCCUCAAAUUCUCAAGAUUCAUUCCCUGCACCAGGCGCAGCCGCCAAUGCAUCGAUUGAUGGUUAUCCAGGUUAUCCGAGUGGUUAUCCCGGCACAGCUGGGCCACAGCCAGACUAUGGUGCGGGUGGUGGUCAAAUGCAACGACCACCCUCACAAAGCAACGCACAAACCCCACAUGCAGGCAAUACUCAAACAGCAGCAGUUGGUGAUAAUAUUAGUGUGAGCAAUCCCUUUGACGAUCCGGUUGUGGGUGGUGGUGGUAGUGGCAAUAGUAGCGUCAGCAAUGCACCACCGCCGCCCCGUGCCUCCCCUUAUCAACAGGGCGCUGGCAAUGCUUACACGCCGGUGUCUAGAGCGCCAGGUUCCCCAUAUCCGGGUCAACCAGGUGCUUACGGUCAAUAUGGUUCAAGUGAUCAAUACAAUGCCACUGGUCCACCCGGGCAGUUUGGCCAAAGCCAAGGAGCACAGUUUCCGCCACAAAACCGAAACAUGUACCCUCCUUAUGGACCAGAGGGGGAAGCUCCUCCACCUGGUGCAAAUCAAUAUGGCCCAUAUGGUAAUCGUUCAUAUGGUCAACCGCCACCGGGUAGCUCUCAAACACCUACACCGCCUGGAUCGGCAGUAGUUGGAACUGCUGGCUCACCCACUGGUGGUCCGCAAGCGCCAGGCGGCGGUUAUCCGCCAGUUGCUCCAACUCAACAGGAUUAUUAUAGGCCGCCCGAUCAGACGCCGCAACCACGUCGACAUCCGGAUUUUGUGAAAGAUUCACAACCAUAUCCAGGUUAUAACACCAGACCGCAAUUAUACGGAGGUUGGAGCGGUUCACCGCAAUAUCGUGGACAAUAUCCUGCACCCUCGCCGCAAGGUUGGGGCAGUGCACCGCCACGCACAGCCGCACCGCCUGGCGGUGGUCCACUUGGACCUCCAAAUCAACAGUCAUCAGCCGCCGUGCAAUGGGAACAUAAUCGUUAUGGCCCCCAACAGCCUCCACCUCCGCCACAACAGCAGCCGCCAUACCAACAACAAGGUCAGCAGCAACAGCCACCGCCGCCACCACAGUGGGCACAAAUGGCAGGCGCCGCACAGCCACCACCGCAAGCGAGCGCACCUGGAACAGCGUUACGGCCUUCUAGCGGUGGUCCACAGCAGCCACCACAACAACGCCCCGGUAUGCCACCACCACCCGCCCAGCAACUGCCUGUUGGCCCGACGUCCAGUCAAAACAUGACAAAGCCACCUUUUGUGAUGCCACCGCCACCUCAAGUUGGAGGCACAGGUUCUCCUACUUGUGGUCCACCACCAUCCAUAGCUCCACCUAGCACGGUUAAUGCGAUGCCGUCAGUUAUGGGCGCGCCUAUUGUUGGUGUGCCUAAGCCACAGGUGUCCGCCGUAAACUCCGUACCACAAGUCGGCGCUUCCGGCCUCCCACAAUUACCAGCACAACAGCAGCCCCUACAAGCUCAGCCACAACAACAAUUUCCAACUCCUGCCGGCACCCAGAUCAUUAAAAAGGAAAUAAUUUUUCCGCCGGAUAGCGUUGAAGCCACCACACCGGUGCUGUAUAGACGCAAACGUUUGACUAAAACCGAUGUUUGUCCGGUGGAUCCAUGGCGCAUAUUUAUGGCAAUGCGGUCCGGUCUAUUAACUGAGUGCACUUGGGCGUUAGAUGUAUUAAAUGUGUUGCUCUUCGAUGACACAACGGUACAGUACUUUGGGCUGGCGCACUUGCCUGGCCUGUUAACUUUACUUUUGGAACACUUCCAAAAGAAUCUCGCAGAGAUGUUCAACGAUUGCGACACGGACGCUGAUCAUCAUCGGGGCGGAAGUCGAAGUGCACGUAUAGUACAAAUCUACAACCGCAAACAAAAACAACAACAACAUAGAAUCAACGAAGCCGUCGAGUGUAACCACGAUUACGACAAAUAUAAGUCGUUUCAAAUGCCAAUGAUCGAUGAUGACGACGAAGAUGAGGGCAUUGAUUUAGGCCAGAUACGUGUGCUACCAAAUCCUGAAGAGAGAAUAAUGCUUCUUUCGCACACACCCAACUACACAAUGAUGUCGCGUAAGGGCUUGCCAGUACGUCUGCAACCGGCGGAAGAUGAUAUUUUCGUAUCGAACAGACAGAAAGACUGGGACUCGGAGGAAGAGCCCAUUUAUGAGCAGACAAAUGUGACCGAACCUACAGGUUGGAGUUGGACCUAUGGUUUUGCGGAUCGCAAUGCCCAAGAUGGCAUUAUCGACGUGUUCAAGUCGGAAAUUAUAAACAUUCCAUUCGCACGUUUCAUACGUGGCAGCAACGACAUGAGCUGUAGCAGCAGUACAGGUGCGACCAAGUCGUCAGUGAAAACUAAUGCAGAAGAUGCGAAAAAUGCUGGAACCAGCGAAACAAACAGUAAAACUGUGAAAAGCGAGCAAAUGGAAGACGAAAGCUGUCCGGAGGAUAGUAAAGUGGAGCAUGCGUUUAACAAAAAGCGACGAUUAUUCAACAACAGCAACAGUAAUAACAGCAGCAAACACGGAUCCAUCGUGGGAAUAGGUGGCUGCGAGGCUAGCGGUGCGAAGAGAUCUAAAUUGAAUGACGAUGAAAUUGCAUUUGCGCAACCUGGGCUCAUCAAAAAAGAGCCGUCCGAUAUUGCGCUCGCAGAGAAUUCAUCAACCGCAACUGAUAGCGACUGUCGCGAGGUCGAUAUGGAAAUUGAGCUACUGCCCCAGCAACGUCUAGGUAAUUGCGACGGUGCUAAUGUUCCGAAGAACUUUGACCCGAUAUCGACAGUGCGAGAUGCUGCACAGGUGCUGCAACGACGCCGUGCAUCCACAGUAGAAGAAGAGUGCUAUACACGUGACGAAGCCAGUCUUUACCUGGUAAGCGAGUGUCAAGAUGCGCUGGCGCGUCGCUGUAUCUGCCUGUCAAACAUCUUUCGCAACCUGACAUUUGUGCCCGGCAACGAAACACUCCUAGCUAAAUCACGCCGAUUCCUCGCUAUCCUUGGUCGCUUGCUGCUGCUCAACCAUGAACACUUACAGCGAACGCCAAAAACGCGUAACUAUGAUCGCGAGGAAGACACUGAUUUUUCAGACUCAUGCAGUUCACUACAAGGAGAACGCGAAUGGUGGUGGGACUAUCUAGUCCACAUACGUGAAAAUAUGCUCGUCGCCUUGGCGAAUAUAGCCGGCCAUUUAGAAUUGUCACGCUACGAUGAGCUCAUUGCACGGCCACUGAUCGACGGUCUCCUUCAUUGGGCUGUGUGUCCCAGUGCACAUGGUCAAGAUCCAUUUCCAUCUUGUGGUCCUAAUUCUGCGCUUUCACCACAACGGCUAGCGCUCGAAGCACUCUGUAAACUUUGCGUUACAGAUGCCAAUGUCGAUCUCGUAAUAGCGACACCACCGCAUUCAAGGCUGGAAAAGUUAUGCGCCGUUUUGACACGUCACCUGUGUCGCAAUGAGGAUCAAGUAUUGCGCGAGUUUUCCGUUAAUCUGCUGCAUUAUUUAGCCGCCGCGGAUAGUGCUAUGGCACGAACAGUGGCGUUGCAAUCUCCUUGUAUCUCAUAUCUUGUGGCGUUCAUCGAACAAGCAGAGCAAACAGCUUUAGGCGUGGCCAAUCAGCACGGAAUCAACUAUCUGCGCGAAAAUCCCGACUCGAUGGGCACUAGUUUGGACAUGCUACGACGUGCUGCCGGCACUUUACUACAUCUGGCCAAACAUCCGGACAACCGAUCGCUAUUCAUGCACCAAGAACAACGUCUGCUUGGUUUGGUGAUGUCAAAUAUACUCGACCAACAGGUUGCAUUGAUUAUAUCCCGUGUAUUAUUUCAAGUUUCACGUGGCACUGGUGUAGGGGGACCGUCGACGAUGCCGUCACUGGAAUAUCGCUUCCAACCACGGCACACCGAGGAGAAAAUCACCACAGGCGAAAAGCACCACGUUGCCGGUAGUAUUGGUGGCAAUGAUUUAAAAGUGGAAAAUAAAGUGGAAACAGUGUCGACUGCAGCUCCAGUAACAACAAAUCCGCCACAAACUGUGGCAACUGUAGAAACAGCGACACACACCACCACUCAAGCAGUAAUAAGCGAUAUUAAAAGUGAGGAAGUACCAGCAACUGCCAACGACACGAACGAUGGCAGCACCAUCAACGCAAAUGGUAACAACAGCGCCAGUAGUGCGAGCAACCACAACGUCAGCGACAAUAGCAGCGAUCCAGCAUUCAUUCAUAAGUUGCCAACAACAGCAUCAAUGCCUACAGUGCUGAGCAAGUCGCAAAACGCCUGCGCCACUGUCGAUGAUAACAGUAACAGUAGUAACGCUCUGGUGCCCGCAGCGGCUUUGUUGAAUGAUGUCAGCAAUAGCAGCACCAACAGCAACAGCUGCGGCACGGUAAGCAGUAAUAGCAAUAGUAAUAGUAUAAGCAGCGGCAACAACAACACCAGCAGCAAUAUGCACAUAAAAAAUGCGAUUGAGAACGCCAACGUGAAUACACUAGGAGCGAUGGCUCCUGUGCUGACCAACAGUGAAGCGAGUCAUUUGCAGCCAAAUCUGCUGAGCAGUAACGGCAAUGGUAAGAAUGUGAUCAGCGCAACUAUACCCACUAUUAAUGCCGCAUCCAAUACCAAUACAAAUACCAGCAACAACAAUGGUAAUGGAACGGACAGUCGAACCAAUGCGCAGCCAUCUGCAGCGUUAACGAGUGCAUCGACGCAAUCGCCACCUCCGCCACCACCACCAACUGCAAACGCAGCAGCAGUCGCAGCACCAUCCGCACCCACAGCUCCACCAGCAACUACAACAACAGCAGUUGCGUAGUACAUGACGAUGUUGCCGACGUUAGCAGCUGUGCCAGCAAUGUCAAUGCUACAGCAGCAGCAGCAACAAGAACACGUACAUAUACUUGAACAACAGCAUUUGGGUAUGGAGCAUCAUCAUUUACACCACCAGCAUCCACAUCACUAUGCCCAGCUCGAUGAGCACUAUCAACAGCAAACGGCUGCGCCAUCACCAACACAAACACCUACGCAGCCACAUUACCAUCUGCCGCCAUACCACUAUCAUUGGAGCAAGCAGCAAUCACAGCUGCAGCCACCAACAGCACAUCCUCAACCUCAUCAGCCGGAAGAUGCACACUAGAUGUCUCUGUAAGCGUGAAUCGUAAAUUAUUACAACAGAGGAACGUAGCAUUCAUAGCGUAGUAGAAACUAAUGAUAUAACGGUUAUAACGUGUAUGUUAUGUUAUAGUUCAAUGCAAAAUGCGGAGAUGAUUUAGUUGUCGUAGCGACAUUUGAAUGAAAAAAAAAAACAACAAGCAUUUGUCAACCGCGCGUCGCUGCAUCUCUCUCCGCCUACAGUUGUAUAUGUCUAGAGGAAAUAGCAAAUAAAUUAAAUAUAUAUAUAUAUAUGAUAAUGGUGAUCAACCCUGUAGAUAUAGUAACAUGAGUAGUAUUUAGUUUGUGUAAAGAAAAGUAUGUCUCACUUUUUGUAUUUUUAUUAUUAUUAAUAUUUUUUUUGUAAUAUUUUAAGAUACUUCUAAUUUCAUACCUAUGCUGGGAUAUAGAGUUAAUAGAAAGAAAUAUCAAACAACAUUUGACAAAAACAUAAAAAAAUAUGCAUUACUAGCACAUGACAUAAAGCGACUUAAAGCUAACUCUACGCUAGCGCGCUAAGAGGAAACGGAAACUGGAUUCAAAAGAAGUAGAGGUUAUAACACGAUGUAUACAGAACCGUUGAAAUCGAAUAAAAUGUUAAAGGCUUUCUCAUUGGAACCUAUCCAAAGACCAAGUAUAGCGGUCCUGCAACUCAAAAGCGGCGCGCAAACGUUUUAAAAUAUUUGCAGAAUUUUUAAUAUACACAUACUUUUGCCCACAAUUAUUUAAUGUUCGAAUUAUCAAUUAAUAGCAGCAUUAAUUUCGCUUAGGGAGCCACACACAUGUAAAUAGUUAAAAAUUAUUGUUCUGACUCAAAUCUAGCAUUGAAAAUCUGCAAUAAUUGCAUACUUUCGAAAGGUUUCGUUUUUUUUUUGUUUUUGUUUUUGUUAAUAUUAAUCGUUUUUCGUUUUUGAAGUGGUAAAACUGCAAUUUGUAAUUUGAAUCACACCAUGCGAUUGUGCGAAAAAUGCCUUAUUUUGCAAUUUCGUGUAAUUCACCAAGCAGAAAGCUAAAAAUCUGCACUAGCUAGAAAAGGAAACUAUUAUUUAACAUAAUAUUUGCAUUAUUUAUUAAGAAAAUCCAAAGGACUGCACAGCUUCUAGCUUUUGGUAAUCUUCGUAUGUUAUCCAAAAUGACAAAUUUAACAUUGUUCUUACGUUUAUAUCUACUUUUUGUUAAUUUUUUUAGUUUAAGUAAAUUUUUUUUUCUUGUUUGUUAAUUUUUUUUGUGUUUUUAAAUUUUUUUUUAUCAAACAAUUUUUUUUUUAUUUUUUUUUAAUUUUUUUUAGUUUUUUUAUAUUUUUUUUUAUUAAUUUUGUCACAUCCUGUUUUUGUGUUAAAAAGUUGUACUGUAUACUAUAAAGCAAAUAAAUUAAUUUAAAAUUGUCCACUUGGCGUACAAGCUUUUAUCUUAAACCUGUAAAUAUGGUUUCUAAAAAACGGUUCUCAUCUUAAUUUCGCUUACACACGUCGCCAUAACCACACCAUAUAAACAAGCGCACAUGCCCUAGCGAAAUAUCAUAGUAUAUGUAUAUUACUGGAAGCAAAUUAAAGAUUAUACAAAAUGCAUUUCCUCGAUACUGACAACCAAUGCAAAUUAAAAAUUAAUUUCUUUCAUAUUUAUUGAUGGUAUUUUAAAUAUAUGAUUCGUGUAUAAAUAGUAUGCAUAUAAAUAUACGCAUAUGCAAGUAUGUAGGUAUACAUUAACGAGCAAAUAAAACUCAACGCAAAAUGUGCAUGUAAAAUACUAAAAAAAAGAAUAAAUCUGCAACAAAAACAAUGAAAAAAAAUGCAAAUGUAAAACUGUGCUUAAUAUGCAACAUAAAUGAUAGGAAAAAUAUUAAGUUAAUUUCUAUAGCUAUGUCUAGCUUUUAACUUAUUAAAUUAUAUACUAUUGUAAAACUAAUGAAAAUAAAGGAUGUAAUGCAACGCAUAAUGAGAGUAAAUGAUGAAAAUAACACAAACAAACACUGCAAUUUCAGCAUUAAAAAAAGAAUUAUCUAUAUAUAUAUACAUAUAAAAUGCUUAAAACAUUAACCAUAAAAAAUUAAUGUUAGAUAUGUAUACAAGUAUAUAUAAUUGUAUAUGUAGUAAUGUAUGUAGCUGUAAAUCAAUAUUGCUUACAACUGAUAUAAAUAAAACUAAUAUUAAAUAUUAAUUGGAGCUACUACAAAAACAAAAACUGAGAUGAAAUCGGAAACGGAAACGUGAUAGACGGUGUACAGUUUGUGGUCUAGUGCAAUCAACUUGCAAAAUAAAAAAAUAAAUAGAUAUAUAUGUAUGUAUAUGUGAAAACGGUAGAUUGACAAUUGCGGACGUGCGUUAUUUGAUUUUAUCGACACAAACUUACCAGAACUUUCAUUAUUAGGCUUAGUACAAGCACAAUUCGUUGCAGAUUUGCAUGUUGAAUGCAACGUGACUGUUAUUUGGGGGCUUUAGCUGUUUCAUUGAUUCAAUUGCGUAUUGUUGCUACAAACUCAGCAACGACAUACGUUCAGGCAGGAUUUAAAUAAAUAAAAUGGCUAGCAUUAACUUUGAAUUUAAGUGGGUAGAUUGUUGUUGUAAAUGAUAACUGGCGGUGGCUUAGUUUAUAAUAUUUAAGAUACAUGUGUACAUACCAUACAUACAAACCAACAUAGGGAGUAAAAAUCCAAGCAAAACAGCUGUUUGAUUGAGUAAAUGAACAAGAAAAAUAUGGUCGUAUUAUAUGUAAGCGUGUAAGAAGCACAAGCAGCUAAUCAACUUAAAUCUAUAAGUUACCGAAGUACGCGCUAAAGAAAAAUAAACAAAAACAAAAAACAAAUAUGAUAAUAUUAUAUAAAAACUGCAAAUGAGAAAAUAAAUUAAGUAUGAUAUCAAGUAACUUAUUAGUAUUAAUAAUAAAAUACAAUAAAAGCAUGAAUGUGUUAGCAUUAGUGAAAGGACAGCUGACUGUAGACAGGUGUUGUUGUGUCAGUAGUUCAUUGUGUUAGUAAUACCUAUGUGGAUAUAUACAGACAAACAAACAAACAAACAAUUAAAAAACAUGUAAUUCAUGUAAAAAAAAAGAACUACAACAACAAAGAAAACAAAAUAUACUAAUUAAAACUAAAUUUACUAGAACUAGAAUUUGCUUACGAAUGACGCAGGAGCUGACGUAUUUGUUGUUUAAUGCACAAAUGCGUGUUAUAUAUAUAUAGUGUAUACAAACUUACAUAAAUACAAAAUAAUAAUAACUUCAACUUAAUAUAAAAUUAUAAUUUAAAAUAAAAGCUGUAAAUGUAAUGAUUUAUUGUCAAUUUUUUUUUAAUAAUUUAUAUUUUAAGUUAUAAUUUGUAAAUGUUUAGUAGUAACAUAUUAACUUACAUACAUAUACUACAUGUAUUCAAUUGUAAUACACAAUACAAUUAAAUGAUUAAAUACAAAAUACAAAAAAAAAUCACGAGUAUUUACAUAUAUAUGAAACGUACUUUUGAUUAGUUAUUGAGAAAAUGGCGUGUAAAAUGUAACACAAUAAACUGCACACUUACAUAUGUGUGAAAAAUAAUUUUCUUACACUCAUGCUCUACAUAUAUACAUACACAAACAGGCACCAAAUAAAACAACUCCCGCUAUGAUUCAUAUGUACGUGCACCAAUAUAAAGUUAAAACUCGAAUACAUUAAAAUAUGUACAUAAAUCCAUAUAAGUGUGUGUGUUGUAAAUACUUUUGAUUGUACAUAAGGGUUUAUGAAGCGAGCAGCAGCCGCUGGGCGUCAGUCGCUUAUGGCAAAAACAACGAAUGAAAGCUGAACCGUUUGCAGUACGAAGAGCUACCAACUUCAAGUCUACACUCGUGAUUGGAACCAAUUCAUAUUAGUAUGGUUCAUUAAUAAUUUGGAAGUAAUUUCUAAUUAGAUUUACUUAUGUUUUCUGCGUUGCUUCAUUGGAGGACAAUAAUAACGGUUUCUGUUCCCACGUUUUAACAUAUGCAACAGAUUGUCAGUGUCAAAGCGACGCUUUAUAUUCGGAAAUAUUGUUUAAAAUAUUAAAAACAGAAAGUUUUUAUAAACGGGGUUGCAGUGAGUGGUUGAGGAUGUCACUGAAAGAUUUGCAAUAAUGUUGAAAUAUGUUGUUGUAGCGGCAGAAUUCUGCCGAGUUGACAGUCCUUGGUCGGAUAAAAAUUCGGUUCGACUGCUGUGGGAACGGAGUGUUGUAAUAU